Messenger RNA from Saccharomyces mikatae IFO 1815, 756 nucleotides. RefSeq names its product Cur1p (gene CUR1). Bases 1 to 756 code for a protein of 251 amino acids. The transcript has a single exon. The record is from RefSeq and is a predicted model, not a curated record. Lineage: Eukaryota; Fungi; Ascomycota; Saccharomycetes; Saccharomycetales; Saccharomycetaceae.
AUGGCUACUGCAUGCAUUUACCAACCUAAUUUCAUUGAGAUUAAUGUAUCUGAUGGACCACUGGACAUGAUCCGCAAGAAAAGAAAAUUACAACAGCCGCAACAAGAUCCAUCCCCUCGAGAGAGUAAACGCCAACCACAGUUUUCUAUACGAAAGAUUAAGCACUCCUACAUAUUAUCGCUUUAUAAAGAAAUCACAUUCCAACUCGUUGCGGAAAUCAUUAAAAAAAAAAUAUCGAAGAUUUGGGGAAAAGUAUACAUCCCAUCUUAUGAACUGGUAUCAGACAGUAACGGUAAUCAAGUUUACGUGGAGCAAGAUGUUAACGAAGAUAAGCUCUCUUCUGAGAUAAUGAUGAGACUGAAUCCCAAUCAAAUUGACUUAGAAGCGACUCAGGAAUUAUUCGAUGAUUAUCAUUUAGAAUUAACACACUUGGCAAACGGUAUCAGCAUAUCUAGUUCAAACGAUCGAUUCCACAAGGAAUUUUCCUUUAAUAAUACAAUUGAUGGUAAAUUCAGAAUCCGUGGGACGAGUGUAUCUGCAGAUAGUCUCGGAAAGGUUUAUGGUAUCAUGCAGAUUGAAAUCCCCUUCAAUGGCGACAGCCUGCGGAAUGAGUGCACAGUUAGUGGGUAUUCAGCGUACCAAAGUCAGACAGAUGAACCUAAUGAUAUAGAGCAAGAAAUAAGAGCCUUUAAUAUUAGUCGAGAUAAGCAGGAAGGUAUCAUUAAGGAGGAAGUAUCCAGAAGAUUGAAAGCGUGA